UCUCAUUCGCCCAAUAAUAAUAAUUAUUAUUUGUUAAAAAAAAAAAUCAAAAUUAGAAAGAAAAUAAAAACAAAAUAUAAAAAUCUCAUUGUUUUUAGAGAGAGAAAAAAAAGUAAAAGAAGUUUGGGGAAAUGGGUAAGGUAACAACAACAAUAGCGAAAUCAAAGACAACAACAAAAAGAGAAACAGCAACAGCAACAGUAUCCUCCUCCUCCUCCAUAGCCAUGGAAAUGAAGAAGAGAAAGAAGAAGAAAGGGAGACCUUCUUUAGCAGAUCUCAGCAAAAGGCAAAACAGCAACAAUAGUAUUACAAAUAGCAACAACAACAAGAACAAGAAAACUUCAAUUGUUCGACGUUCUUCUCGCCGUAACCCUAAUUUCGAGUCGAAUUCACCGGCGCCGGAGUUUGAUGAAGACGAGGAUGAUGAUGAAGAUGAAAGGGAAGAGAAGAAAGUCAAGCUGGUGGUUCGUUUGCCUCAACAUUCUGGUGCUGUGCCGGAGGAGGAAGAAGAGGAGGGUAAUUCGGUAAAUUCAGAUUCUGAUUUGGAACCUGAAUUUGUCGAUAAUAACGAAGGGGCAAUUGAGAAGAGGAAGAUCAGCUCCGUUGAUCGUAGAUCUGACGACGCCGUUUCCGAUCAGGAAGAAAAGCUUAUGAUGGUGACAGACACUCAACAUGAAUCCCCAUUGGUGUCUGGACCCACAACACCUUUGCCAGACAAAAAAAUGUUGGUGUUCAUUCUCGACAGACUUCAAAAGAAGGACACUUAUGGUGUAUUCUCUGAGCCCGUUGAUCCGAAUGAGCUACCUGAUUAUCAUGAGAUUAUUGAGCAUCCGAUGGAUUUUGGAACCGUAAGGAAGAAACUUGAUGGAGGGCUCUACUCAAACCUGGAAGAAUUGGAGGCUGAUGUUAUCUUGAUAUGUUCAAAUGCAAUGGAGUAUAACGCCACAGAUACAGUUUACUAUCGUCAGGCACGAUCCAUUCAAGAUCUUGCGAAAAGAGAUUUUGAAAACUUGAGGCAUGAAGGAGAGGAUGGUGCGCCACAACCUAAGGUAGUUCGUAGAGGCCGUCCUCCAAGCAAAAACCUCAAAAAGUCCGUUGAAAAUUCACCAAUUGAUCGUGCUGUCCCUGAGCAUUCUCCAGGUGUUACUCUUGCUAGUGGGGGUGACAAAGCUACUGGAUCUAAUUCUUAUAAUCUAAGAAAGGGGCCUAUGCUUUCUACGGCUGAUGCAUCUUUUGGCCAUCGCUCGCGUAAUGGUGAAAGUUAUUCUGAAUGGGUAACUGAUUGGAAUAAUGAGUUUCCAGCUAAUAUCUUGAGGGCUGACAUGAAGUAUGGUAAGAAACAUUUUUCGAUUGAUGAGAACAGGCGGGACACGUACCAACAAUUCCAUCCUUCAGCUUCUUAUAGUGAGCCAUCUCUCCUGUGGAAUGCUGAUGGAGAUAUGAAGCGGUUAAUGGCUGUAGGUGUUCACUCGGAGCAGCAUGCUUAUGCGCGAAGCCUUGCCAGAUUUGCUGCAAAUCUUGGGCCUGCUGUUUGGAAACUGGCUUCUAAGAAGUUAGAAAAUAUUUUGCCUGCUGGAGUAAAGUUUGGUCCUGGAUGGGUGGGAGAAGUUGGAGGGCCAACAGAGUCGGCUUGUCCAGCCGAGAUCCAGAAGUCGUCAUUAGAUAGCUCGACUGCUGAUCCCCAUUCUAGCAGACCUGUAACACCAACACCUUCUGGAUUAAGUUCUGCUGUUAUGUCCAAGCCUUCCGCUGAAAUCUUUGAAGCUGUCAAGAGAUUGAAUAGUCAAAAUGAGCUAAGCAGACAGGGUCCUGGUGAUGGGGUUUUUUCUUGGGUAAAUCCUGCAUCUACCUCCCAGGCACCACAGAAACCUUUCCUUCAGCCAAGAAACGGUUUCAAUGGCAUGUUUGGACAUGAGUCGUCACCCCAGGCGGAGUUGUCAAGAUUUUCUGCAUCUAAAGGACAGUCAGGCCUACAAGAGGCAUCUAGGCCUAAUCAAGUACUUGGGAUGCUUCCUGGUAGAGAUAAUAAGUUGUCAGAAAGCUGGGCGACAUUGUAUUCUGGAAAUUCACUAGCACAAGGUAAAAAUCCUGACUUUUGUACAGAACAGAAUGUGAGGCCUUCCGGUGAAUCACGGCCUGCAUCUUCGGUUCAGCAGAAGAGCAGAAUGUCGGUUCCACCUGACCUGAAUGUACAAGUCCAGCCACCGGGCUCCCCUAGUGCUAGUUUACAGAUUGGAUCCUCGCAGCAGCCAGAUUUAGCGUUACAACUCUAAUUUUUACUGAGCCCUGUAGUUCUCGAACGAGAUACAACACAGGUUUCUAUGAUUGACAGUGACCUAAAAUUUUAGGGCUUCAUUGUAUUAGGAACUUCAGGAGAAAAGUUUGUACAGAUUAUGUUUUCAAUUUUUUAGAGUAAAGCUAGGGAAUUUCUUAUGUAAGCCUUGAAAUUUUGAACCCAUGAUCCAAAAUAGAACAAGUGAUCAUUGACUUGUUAUCCAGCUGCAGAGUAUAUUCUGCAUUUUGUGACAACAAUAAAUUCCUUUUCCAUCA
Molecule: messenger RNA, 2550 nt
Organism: Capsicum annuum
Lineage: Eukaryota; Viridiplantae; Streptophyta; Magnoliopsida; Solanales; Solanaceae
Product: bromodomain-containing protein 9
Exons: 9
Coding region: 132-2273 (713 amino acids)
Molecular function (GO): protein binding
Source: RefSeq, a predicted model, not a curated record